AUGAGGGACUACUAUGACAGCGACGAUGACGACGUCUUCCGAGGCAAGUCUGUGAGGGGGAAGGCGACUAGCGGUAGCAGGUACGGGGCGUGGGAGCAGAGCGAGCUGGAGAGGCACAUGUUCUCGUGGUCGCUACAGGAUGUGCUCAACAAGAAUCUCCUAAAGAAAAAGGUGAAGAAAAUACCCAAGACUUUCACUUCACUGCGGAGCUACAUGGAGUCCUUCACCUUACCGCUGAUCGAGGAGACCCGUGCCGACCUGUGCUCCGCGCUGGAAGGGAUCAAGCACGCGCCGGCGACCGAGGUGGUCAGGAUGGAGCAGCUUGGCACGGACCCGGGCCAGGCCAUCUUCAGCAUCGUGGUCAGGAAGCCCGAUCCCCAAACGACGCAGCGGGAUCAUCAGGUAUACGCCCCGAAGGACGCCGACGUGCUGGUGCUGACGGAUCGGAAGCCCCGGCACAGCUCGGACCUGGGCCGAACUGGCAGCUCCUCCUACCUGAUCGGCUCGGUGCUGAAGGCCGAGGGCGGCGACGACGGCACGGUCGUGCGGCUGUCGCGGAGGCCUGAGGAAGGGCCGCCUCUUUUCGCGGUGUUCCUGAUCAACAUGACCACGUAUAACCGCGUUCUGAACGCUGUGGAUGUGCAUGCGGCAGCAUGUAGGAACACUAGCGUCAUUGAGAAGAUGCUGGAUCCAAAAGAUCACAAAGAGCCAUCAUCUGUAGCACCUUCGUUUUAUCUGGAUGGGGAGCUUGGUGACCUCGAAAAUUUCGGGCUAAACGAAUCACAACUCAAAGCGGUGGACGACUGCGUUUCAGCUCUGCAGCAGCCGGGCUGCGCCGUGCGCCUCAUCUGGGGGCCUCCUGGGACGGGGAAGACGAAGACCAUCAGCGCCCUUCUGUGGUCCAUGUUGGUCAAGAGCCACCGGACAGUGACCUGCGCCCCGACGAACACCGCGGUGGUGGAGGUCGCAUCUCGGGUCCUUAGUCUCAUCGAGGAGUCCUCCGGUGGCGGCGGCGGCGACAGCGGGAAGAAGUGUUUUCUGAGUGAUGUGGUACUGUUCGGCAACGAGGACAGGAUGGCCGUGGAAGAUAACCUGGGCAAAAUCUUCAUGGACUCGCGUAUCCGCCGUCUGCGUCAGUGCUUGGUGCCAGGCACGGGGUGGACAACGUCCCUGAGUUCCAUGCUCCAGCUUCUAGAGCAUCCAUUGGUUCAGUAUGGUAGGUAUGCUGACGACAUAGAAGAACAGAUAAGCGAUUUGGCCUCAGAAGACGAGUUGAGAGAUGAACUUGCUCCCCAUCUGAAGAACAGAAAGGAACUUACUAAUCAAAAGAAGAUCGAUGAGGUUCAGGAAAUGCAGAAGAAAAUACUGGAGAUACAGAAGAAGGUGAGGGCAAUAAAGGAAAAGAAAAUGACGUUCAAGACCUACUUCCAAAGUAACUACACACGGCUUGUCAAUGAUCUGCGCAGGUGCCUGGAAACUUUUGGCAAUGAUCUUCCUAGAUCUGCAGCGUCAGAAGAAAACUUUCGCUGCAUGGCAGAGGUGCCGCCCCUGCUCAAUGCGUUUGGGGAACUUGUGAAGUCUGAAACAGAUGAAAAGCUGCAGGCACUAUUCAAAAAUGAUGAUGAUAGUGCAGGAAUCCGUUCAUUGUUCGGGACUCUGUUGGGUCAGGUGAAGGCCGAUGUAAGUUUCGAGCUGAAGGACGCAAGAUCUUCGUGUGUUAUGAAGUUGCGGCACCUGUCUCUGAACUUUGAGCUUCCGGAGAUGUAUGAGAACCGGACAGUCGAAGAGUUCUUGCUCCAGAGGGCUAAGAGCGUGCUCUGCACGGCUUCUAGCUCAUACCGUCUGCACUGCCUUCCAAAGGCCCAGCCGUUCGAUGUUGUCGUCGUGGACGAGGCAGCGCAGCUUAAGGAGUGCGAAUCACUGAUUCCUCUGCAGCUGCCUGGCGUCAGGCAUGCUGCUGUUCUUAUCGGCGAUCAGUACCAGCUACCAGCCCUCGUCAAAAGCAAGGUUUGUGAGGACGCGGAAUUUGGGAGAAGCCUGUUCGUGAGGCUGACAUCCCUGGGGCAGCCGAAGCACCUCCUCGACGUGCAGUACAGGAUGCACCCAUGGAUCAGCAAGUUCCCCGUCGAGAGCUUCUACGACGGCCGGAUAACCGACGGCCCCAACGUGCUCAAUAGAAACUACGAGAGGCGGCACCUGACCGGCCCGAUGUACGGCUCCUACUCGUUCAUCAACAUCGACGGCGGGAACGAAAGCACUGGCAAGCAUGACCGGAGCCUCAUCAACGCCGUCGAGGCCGCCGCCGUGGUCCGCAUCCUGCAGAGGCUCUUCAAAGGCAUCCCUGAACGCCCGCUCCAGUCCGUCGACACGAACAGGGCGGUCCGCGUGGGCGUGGUGUCGCCGUACAAGGGCCAGGUCCGCGCCAUCCAGGAGAAGAUCGCCGGGGCGGAGUACGCGGCUCACGAGGGGUUGUUCUCGGUGAAGGUACGGUCCGUGGACGGCUUCCAGGGCGCGGAGGAGGACGUGAUCAUCUUCUCCACAGUGCGCAGCAACACCGCCGGCAAAAUCGGCUUCCUCGCCGACAUCAACCGCACCAACGUCGCGCUGACGCGGGCAAAGCAUUGCCUGUGGAUUCUGGGCAACGCCAUGACGAUUUGGCGGGGGAUCGUCGCCGACGCCAAGGACCGGGGCUGCUACUUCGACUCCAAGGACGACAAGGACCUCUCCAACGCCAUAAUCAAGGCCGCCAUCGAGCUGGACGAAGUGGAGAAUCUGCUCAAUUUUGAUGGCCUGCGUAUCGGCGGGUCGAGGUCCGGGUUUCGACCGUAA
Molecule: messenger RNA, 2829 nt
Organism: Miscanthus lutarioriparius
Lineage: Eukaryota; Viridiplantae; Streptophyta; Magnoliopsida; Poales; Poaceae
Source: the annotation of a GenBank genome assembly